UAACGAUCUUAACGAAAACUUCCUCCUUCUCAGUAAUGCUCAUUGGCAGUCAUGGCGCCGUACCCGGGGUCUGAUGCAGACUACUUCAAGGACAAGGCGCGUAGAGAUCUGUUGACCCUCCUCGAAGGCGUCCGCGGUAAGAAGAACCUCAUCGUCAGUCAAGAUCUGGCUGGUCCAGUCGGGCUGUUCGUCAAGUUCUCUUUGCUUCAAGAGUACGGUGUAGAUCGCGUGUUCCUACUGGAAAAUGGCAAUGUGGACUCCUCUCAACGCAAUGUCGUCUUCUUAGCGAACGCCGAGAAGCUUCCUCAAGUGCGGGCUGUGGCAGAACAGGUCAAGCGCCUCCAGCGCAAUGGCAGCAUUGAACAUGAGAUCUCUAUUUUCUGGGUUCCAAGACGGACACUUGUAAGCAACACAAUCCUCGAGGAAGCAGGCAUAAUCGGAGACGUGAACAUCGCCGAAUUUUCGCUGUACUUCAUGCCGCUGGAACAGGAUGUCCUGUCUCUAGAGAUGGAGGACGCCUUCAGUGAUCUCUACCUGCACAAAGACCCAGGAUGCAUCUUCCACUCCGCGAAGGCCCUUAUGGACAUUCAGCAGAGACACGGCUACUUUCCUCGGAUCAUCGGCAAGGGUGAUCAUGCAAGACGACUGGCUGACCUGCUUCUCCGAAUGAGAAAGGAGCUCGACGCUGAAGAGAGCUCCGGGCUCGCCGGCGUGUCAGCCCGCGGUCUCUUGCCCAGUGCAAGCACAGAGAGCCUCAUCAUCAUCGACCGGGAAGUUGAUUUCGGCACCCCGCUCCUCACUCAACUGACCUACGAAGGCCUCGUCGACGAGACAGUCGGCAUCAAGAACAAUCAAGCCGACAUCGACACCUCCAUCAUCGGCGGCGCGGCCACCGUUCCACAAACGCAGGAAUCCUCUAAAGGCCCGCAACAGCCCUCGUCCUCCAAGCAGCACCAGAAGCGCAAGAUCCAACUCGACUCAUCCGACCAGCUCUUCAGCCAACUGCGGGACGCCAAUUUCGCCAUUGUCGGCGACAUCCUCAACAAAGUCGCGCGCCGCCUCGAGAGCGACUACGAAAGCCGCCACUCGGCCAAGACCACGACGGAGCUGCGCGAGUUCGUCAACAAGCUCCCCUCCUACCAACUCGAGCACCAGAGCCUGCGCGUGCACACCAACCUCGCCGAGGAGAUCAUGCGCACCACCCGCGCCGACAUCUUCCGCAAGCUCCUGGAAGUGCAGCAGAACUACGCCGCGGGCUCCGACCCGACCUACCACCACGACGCGGUGGAGGAGCUCAUCGCCCGCGACGUCGCCCUGCCCGCCAUCCUGCGCCUCCUGUGCCUCGAAUCCUGCAUGUCCGGCGGUCUCCGGCCACGGGACCUCGAGAAUUUCAAGCGCCAGAUUGUCCAAGCCUACGGCCACCAGCACAUCCUGACCUUCUGCGCCCUCGAGAAGAUGCAACUCCUUCAGCCCCGUGCCUCCACCAACCCCACCUCCCUCCUUCCCACCACCACGACUGCCGCCGCAACAGGAGGUUCCCCCCAUCACCACCACCAGCACAACACAAGCCCGCGCACCAACUACAACACCCUCCGCAAGACCCUGCGCCUCGUCGUCGAGGAAGUCAGCGAAAAGGACCCCAACGACAUCGCCUACGUCUACAGCGGCUUCGCUCCGCUGAGCAUCCGCCUGGUCCAGUGCGUCCUGCAGAAGCCCUACAUGCUCUCCCUGGCGCGGGGCGGGCCCGUGACCAGCCCGACUCCAACCUCCGCCCCCGCCAGCGCGACCACCUCCUCGCCGGGCUGGCUGGGCUUCGAGGACGUGGUCAAGAGCGCCCGCGGCGCGACGUUCAGCCUCGUGCAGAAGGGCGACGACAAGGCCGUGCGCGCCCGUCAGACCGUCAGCGGCGCCCCCGCCAUCAAGACGGUGUACGUCUUCUUCCUGGGCGGCAUCACGUUCACCGAGAUCGCCGCUUUGCGGUUCAUCGCCGCCCAGGAGGCGUCCCGGCGCCGCAUUAUCAUCUGUUCGACGGGCAUUGUGAAUGGGGAUCGCAUGAUGGAGGCGGCGAUUGAGACGGGAAGUUUGGCGUGAUACGGGUUCUUAUUGGGACAUGGAGUGAGAAUCGAACGGUGAUGAUGGUUGUGGCGAUCACAUGACAUGAUCUGAUAUGAUAAUAUACUUCACCCCUUCAUUUCCCAUGGUCGACAGUAUAUCAUUUCCCCCGAGGAGUCGGCCUGGAGGUCCCUGGUAAGCCAACUAUGGUCGCUUCGCAGUGUCACCACCGUCUAAGGCAUUACGUAGACGGAAAACCCAGACAGCUUCCAUGUACUACGUGCUAAACUCUGACCAUUGAACUUGAA
This is a messenger RNA of Aspergillus japonicus CBS 114.51, 2360 nucleotides long. Its product is annotated as Sec1 family protein. Lineage: Eukaryota; Fungi; Ascomycota; Eurotiomycetes; Eurotiales; Aspergillaceae. Gene Ontology annotation, cellular component: fungal-type vacuole; CORVET complex. The transcript has 4 exons. The coding region runs from base 52 to 2091 and encodes 679 amino acids. Gene Ontology annotation, biological process: vesicle-mediated transport; intracellular protein transport. The record is from RefSeq and is a predicted model, not a curated record.